AUAAGCCUUUGCAACAGCUCAGUGGCGCUAGCUGCUAAGCUAGCUGGUUCAGUUGGUAAUCUGUCAGCCUGGAGCUAAAAGCACGCUCACCGCUGGGCUUUACACUCUUCCGGAUUACUCGCAUUUGAUAGCUGAAGAGGUCCCUCUAAAGUGAUUACAACUUGAGAUCAAGAGCAGACGCACCACCCAUGCUGCCACAGUGGAUCUGCUGUCACUAUGCUACAGAGAGAAGAAUAACAUUUGUCUCAUUUUAAUUCCUGGAGUUGCUUCAGACAGAGUUGAGACCUGCAUAAAAAGCUGCUGCUCUAAGCCAAGUUGCUCUUUUUUUUGCCUCAGCCUAUUUCUUUGCAGCAUAGUGUGCAAACUGUUAUGGCUCUGGAGGCCAACUAAGCUAAAGGACAAAACUGGAGGAUUAUACUUUGCAGUGGGAGUGAGGACUAGAGCAGUAGAGCGGGCCCACAGUGACAAACAUCAUGCUGUGGGGACACUAGGGUCCCUGUUUGAGCCCCCCUCUGUGUGGUGUUUGUUUUUUCUUCUUCUCUGCAGUCUCCUCAGUUUGGAUGGUUGAGUACAAGGGCUACUUUGAAGGAGACCACCGGUGGCUGUGGUUUGGCCAAAGCUGACAGACUGCUUGCCAGCUAUUGCUGAUUUAAAACACUUGUCCAGUAAUACCACUGCUGUAGCCCACUUCGCUGUGGUCUCCAGUAUGGUGAGCGGAGGCUGGAGGCUUCAUAGGACUGGAACUGAACCAUCAACACUGGUGUAGCUUGUUACUUUCCAUAUUUUUUUCAGCACUGUGAAGGAUUACAUUCCACUUUUCAAGGACUUUUUCCCUUUGUGUGGGGAAAAAACAGACAAGGUCAUUUCUUAAAAAUCGAAACCCGGAAAGUGGACUGCUGCAGGGGAGGAUGAAGCUGAGGAAACAGGUGACAGUUUGUGGAGGGGCCAUAUUCUGUGUGGCUGUGUUUUCACUGUAUUUGAUGUUGGAUCGAGUCCAACAUGACCCUGCAAGGCGACAGAAUGGCGGGAACUUUCCACGGAGCCAAAUCUCUGUUCUGCAGAACCGGAUAGAGCAGCUGGAGCAGCUCCUGGAGGAAAACCACCAAAUCAUCAGCCACAUAAAGGACUCUGUGAUGGAGCUCACAGACACAGGAGCUGUGUCUCCCAGUGGCCACCUGCCUUUCAGAAGUGCCAACGGUUCCUGGGUCCUUCCCUUUGACGGCCGCCCCACUUUCCUCGCUGUAAAGCCCCAGGAUUGCCAAUUUGCUGUAGGCAGCCGUAGUCAAACAGACGUUCAGAUGCUGGAUGUGUACUCUCUUCUAAAGUUUGACAACCCUGAUGGAGGUGUAUGGAAACAAGGCUUUGACAUUACUUAUGACCCUGAAGAGUGGAAUAAUGAACCGCUGCAAGUGUUUGUGGUCCCUCACUCCCAUAAUGACCCAGGUUGGAUCAAGACUUUUGACAAGUACUUCACAGACCAGACACAACACAUUUUAAACAACAUGGUGGUGAAGCUGGCCGAGGAUCCUCGGAGGAAGUUCAUCUGGUCGGAGAUUUCAUUCUUCUCCAAGUGGUGGGAGAGCGCAGACAUACACAAACAGGAGGCGAUGCGCAAACUGAUCCUCGGAGGGCAGCUGGAGAUUGUGACAGGCGGAUGGGUGAUGACGGACGAAGCAAACGUUCACUACUUUGCCAUGAUAGACCAGCUUAUUGAAGGGCAUCAGUGGCUGGAGAGAAAUCUUGGCAUAACUCCCCGCAGCGGGUGGGCUAUCGACCCUUUCGGCCACAGCUCAACAAUGCCCUUCCUGCUGAAGAGAGCCAACCUGACCAGCAUGCUCAUCCAGCGGGUCCACUACUCCAUCAAAAAACACUUUGCCUCCACCCGGAGCCUGGAGUUUAUGUGGAGGCAGGCAUGGGACACUGGAUCCAGCACGGAUAUGUUUUGCCACAUGAUGCCAUUCUACAGCUACGAUGUGCCUCACACAUGCGGGCCUGACCCAAAAAUCUGCUGCCAGUUUGAUUUCAAGAGGCUACCAGGUGGUCGCAUAAACUGUCCGUGGAAAGUGCCACCAAAAACUGUGGUGGAAGCCAAUGUAGCAGAGAGGGCAAACCUGCUCCUGGAUCAGUAUCGUAAAAAGUCCAAACUCUACCGCAGCAAGGUGCUCCUCGUCCCCCUGGGAGAUGACUUCCGCUAUGAUAAGGCCCUUGAGUGGGAUCAGCAGUAUAUGAACUACCAGAAACUGUUUGACUACAUGAAUUCCCACCCAGAGAUGCACGUACAAGCUCAGUUUGGGACUCUCACAGACUACUUCAACGCUGUAUACAAAGAACACAAAGUAGCUCCAGGAUCCAGACCUGCAGACUUCCCAGUGCUCAGUGGAGAUUUCUUUGCCUAUGCGGACCGUGAAGACCACUACUGGACUGGAUAUUUCACAUCCCGGCCUUUUUACAAGAGCUUGGACCGUGUGAUAGAGUCACACCUCAGGGGGGCAGAGAUUCUCUACAGCUUGGCGGUUGGGAAUGCUCGCCAUGCAGGUAUGGAGGGGCGGUACCCGGUCUCAGAUUAUGCCCUGCUGGUCGAUGCAAGGCGGUCUGUUGCUCUCUUCCAACACCACGAUGCCAUUACAGGCACUGCUAAAGAAAAUGUUGUUGUCGACUAUGGCACCAGAUUACUGCGUUCACUUAUUGGCCUGAAGAGAGUCAUCGUCAAUGCUGCUCAUUUUCUGGUGAUGAAGAACAAAGAGUUUUAUCGCUUUUACCAGACAGAGCCAUUCCUAGAGACGGAUGACAGGCGGGCUACACAAGACUCUCUGCCUCAGCGCACUUUAAUCGAGCUGGACCCAGCAGGGCCGAGGUAUGUGGUUCUGUUCAACCCCAUCGAGCAGGAGCGGCUGUGUGCGGUGACUGUGUUGGUCAACACGGUCAGGGUGCGGGUGCUCACAGAGGACGGACAGACUGUCCCUGUGCAGCUGAGUGCUCAGUGGAGCUCUGCCACUCAAAUGAGUGCAGAGGUGUUUGAGGCAACGUUCAUGGUUCGCCUGCCACCCCUGGGUCUUGCUGUUUUCCAUAUUUACGAUGCUCCUGACUCGCCCAUGACGUUACGCUCAGACACCCUGCUGAGGCUGCCCGGUCGGGGUGCCACCGCUCGGGCUGCUGAUCCCCUCCCUGUUCGCUCGCAGCAGUCGGACCCUCAGACCUUCUACAUCAGCAGUCAGUCUCUCACUCUAGGCUUCUCUGGAUCCACUGGCCUUUUGGAGAGUAUCAAGCGUAAGGAUGAUCCUCAGGAAGUAAAGGUUCAGAUGCAGUUCAUGGUUUAUGGUACUCGCCCCUCCAAAGACAAAAGUGGAGCGUACCUCUUUCUACCUGAUGGCAAAGCGAAGCCCUACAACCAGAAAGAGCCUCCGGUGGUACGUGUUGUGGAGGGGCCCCUCUUUUCGGAGGUGGUGGCACACUACCAGCACUUUCAGCAGACCAUUCGCAUCUACAAUGUGCCAGGCGUGGAUGGGUUGUCUAUUGAGAUCAGUACCAUGGUGGACAUCAGAGAUCAGACUAAUAAAGAGCUGGCCAUGAGGCUGGUCACUGACAUCCAGAGUGGAGGCGUCUUCUACACGGAUCUUAACGGCUUCCAGAUUCAGCCUCGCCACCAUCACCUAAAGCUCCCCCUGCAGGCCAACUUCUACCCCAUGCCUAGCCAGGCGUACAUCCAGGACAGCCAUCACCGCCUCACACUGCACACAGCUCAGUCUCUGGGCGUCAGCAGCCUGGAGAAUGGCCAGCUUGAAGUGAUUAUGGACCGGCGGCUGAUGCAGGAUGAUAAUCGUGGGCUGGGUCAGGGCCUGAAGGACAACAAGAAGACGGCAAAUCGCUUCCGUCUGCUGCUGGAGAGGAGAUCCACGGGCAACAAGAUGCAGGACAGUGCAACAACCAGCUUCCCAUCCAUACUCAGUCACAUGACCAACGCCUUCCUGAACCACGAGGUCCUUGCGCUGCCCGUCCUGCCUAAAAGACGCGGGAUCCCUCCUCUGCAAACCUUCGCCCCUCUGAAGUCCAUCAUGCCGUGUGACUUCCAUCUCUUGAACCUGCGCAGCAUCCAGAGCCAGCAAGACCCCCACUCUCCGUCUCAGUACACAGCUAUGAUUCUUCAUCGUCUGGCACUGGACUGCGGCAUUGAGGCUCAGAACCUGGGCUUCAACUGCACCACCACACAGGGGCAGCUGAAUGUAUCAGGACUUUUUAAGAAUCUGGAUGUGCAGCUGCUGCAGCCCGUCUCCCUGACUCUGAUGCACUCCAGCACGCCUCUGGCCAACGACUCGUCCAUAAACCUCGAUCCCAUGGAGAUCUCAGCCUUCAAGCUCAAGCUGCGCUAAGAGCUGUCCGCACUCAGAGGCAAUAAAAAACACCAAAAGCAGACUCCUUGGAACCAAGAACCAGGCCCACGCCAGCCACAGACUGGCAUCAGAGAGGUCUGAGUCUCUCUGUUUUUGUUGAGCAGAACCACAAAACACCAAGGAUGGGAGAGGACAGUCAACUGUAACAGGACUGAGUGCACAGCAGGGGGCAGGUGGUGGCUGUGGAUCUCUAUGAGAGAAGAUAAAAACUGAAGCUGGCAGAAACAGACUGCACAGAUCAGAAGCAGCCGUGAAACUCUCUGUUAUCAAGUCCUCUUUGUAAGAACUCGUCUUUUUCUAUCUUCACUCCAUCCUGGACUGAACUACUGAAUGUAAAUAUAUCCAAAAUGACCUGAGGGUUGGGGGCUGGGACUCGUGCCACAUCAGAGUGCAAUUUAAAAAGCUUUAUUUGAUGUAUUGGUUUUUAUUUUUUUUUCUAUGUACGCAGUGAAGAAGACACAUCACAGCAAUUCCUUUUUUUGUACUUGACUGCAAUUAAUUUUUUGUUCCAGACAGACUCGAAUGCAGCAAAGAGAAUGUGUUGUCUCUUCAUCUCACCUGCGCCGCUGCGGCUCUUUAAGCUAACGAUGUCCUGAGAGUGUCACGUCGGUCACUAUGCGAUAAAAAAAUGUGAUCUCUUACCAUAUCAGACGACUGUUUGCCUUCUGUUGGCUGCUUAUAGAUGGUCUGAACACUUUUCUUUCACCCCUUCUGCCGAUAGUAGAAAAUCUGUGGAGGAGGAUCUGUGUUCCUGUCAGUCAUUCCUGCGCUUGUACUUCACUGCUGAGAGUUUGGCUGCGUUUACCACGCUGUAUGCAGUAGAAGAGUAGACAAAGACUAUACCUCAUUUAUUCCACGUGGCAGAUAUAUCAGUAUGUGUGCUGUGUGUGUAUGUUGAUGUGAGAUUACAGUGUGCACUAUCAGGGACCAUUCACAGCACUGUCAGGUCUACUAGGACUCUUUGGGAAGUGGGGGGUGGUCAUAUCAUUUCGGGAGGCGUUGAUAAAAAAAAAAAAAGUGAGGCAAACUUCGUCCAGUUGCAUCAUUAUCUUUAAGCUGGUUUUAUUUUCUAAUAUCUGCCUUGAGCCUCCUUCAACAUUUGUUUGCAUAAUUGAUUAACCCUUGUGAAAAAUGUCGAAAAUACUGAAGUUUGCCCGAAGCUAUCAGUGAACUCUGAUACAUAGCCACAAGUAGCACAAACUCAUUUGAAAGGCAGAAAUCUAAGAGGAGGUUUCAUUCUUUUCUCACUAAAUGAACCUGAAACUUAUUUAAAUUAUUGAAAUUGCUGUCCAUAAAUUUUCCUUCCCUCAUUUCAGCACUUUAUCUGACUUUAACACCCACAUACAGUGAAGAUAAUGGAGUCUGAUUUUUUUUUGUGCGCAAUACAUUAAAAAGUUUUAUUCAGAAAAAAAGAGACAGCAUCCUGUCAUUCCUGAAGAAUUGCCCCCGUAGUUUGAGAUAAUUCACAAACCAUGCUGCGAGUACAAAAUUAGAUUCUCUUUUCAAGUAAUUUUUAAUCCUGUUGUCCUGAAAUUGGAAAGUGGUUAGAAAGCAUACAAACAGCAAUAGGAAUAUUAAAACAUGCUUGAUUUUCAGUGAGCUUGUUGACUUUUAUACAACCACACAUCUCAAACGAGAUCGAGCUGCUGCUCAAAAUGAAACCAGCUCAGCUUAAGAAGCAUCCCCAAAACAAUCAGAAGAGGAUUUUUGACAUUCAGAUGUUCCAGGCUGCACAUAUUAAACACUAAACUAUGUUAAUUUCCUGUAUGAUGACUGAUAUGUCUUAUCCAAAUGGGAAGCUGUGUUUCCAUGUGUGAAAACUGUGGGUGGGACACUUUCUGGAAGAUGUUGCUGCUAAAUUUUUAGAUGUAAUUUUUCAAAGCUGUGAGUGCUUUGAGCCCAACUCCAUUCAUCUCCAUCGGUGGCAGAAAUCUCCAGAGGGAUUUCUCAAAAGCUCGACACAUGAAACAAAACUGCCUUUCAAGGCACGACUAAAUUACUUGAGAGGGAGAAAUGUGUUAAUUUGAGUGAGACGGCCCUUUUAAGUUGAGUCUAAACAAACAAUCCUCAGCUCCUCCAAAUGGAGCUUUUAAUUUGAGUAUUUCAGCUCCACACUUCUUCUUUUCUUGACCUAAGGCAUUUUUUCCACCUCCUCAGCAGCCGUGGAGGAUGUUGUCAUCUGUGUCCAAGGCUGAGACCGGACGCCUCAUGGCUUACCUGUGUCGCACUUUGUGCUGCACCAGCAUCUCCCCCUUUCCCCCGCUGUGUCCCAUCACUUUAACCACUCAUCUCCUUCAUUCUCCAAGAGGCCUCCUGCUGCUCCCCACUCUCUUUCUCCUCUGCUUCACGUCUGCUUUCUAAAGCUGAAUAAACCACACUUUCUCCUUCGCUUAAAUGUUUCUGUGAGACCAGACUCCACUGCUUCCUGAACAGCACUUUCUCCUGCCGUCUUAUGACCUUGCCUCCGUCUUUUCUGUGUGUCUGAGUCUGUAUUAAUGUCUUUCUUUUUUAUAAAAUGUGCUAUCUGUGUAGCGCUAUUUCUGUUUUUUUCAGAGGUAAUAUAUGAAGGCAAGUUCUCGUCUGUGUCUAUUAAUUCAUGAUGGAUUAACGCUGCAGGGGAACAGAAGAAUAAAUGAAUAAAAAUCACUUUAUCCGAAACUAAUUAGAUUUCCUUAGUCUUAAUGCACCUGUAAAUCCUGACUUUAUUCAGCGUGUUUCUGGGUUUCCUUUGUGUGAGUGAGGAGCUUCUCUUUUCUCUGUCAGUAGGGGGCAACAUUGAGUCAGUGUGGCUGCAGAGUCAAUGCCUUCAUGUGUUGUUAGUUUGAGGAGAGUGUUGGGGAUAAAAGCAGGGCUUUAAUUACCAGUAGUGACAAAACAGAGCAGGGAAAGAAAUCCCUUAUUAAUAAAAGAAAAGCAAAAUCAGAGUUUGUUGCUGUAAAAGUUUAAGACAGAACCAGCAGUUUUUUUAUACACAUAUUAAUGUGUAUGUUUAUUUGAAAAAUAAUGAUCAGAUCUUAAAAUUUCCUUAUCAUUUUGUAAGCAUGUGCAUACUAGCCUGUGUACUAUAGAGCAGUGAAGGAGGGCUGCAGGAUGCUUUCCAAAAAAGACAAUGUGAAAUGCAAAAUGAUUCAUAGGGGUAUAUUUUUUCCAUAGAAAAUAUCCUUUGAAUGUGUCAGAUUUGAAAUGAAACAUAGUUAUUGAGAUGCUUGAGUACAGGUAAUUUGUAAAAAAAAAUGCACUACAGUGUAAAUUCGUACAUGAUGCUUUGCGCAACAUCGUACACUCAAACCACCUCCAGGGGUGAUGCUGGUCUCCGCUCUCUGCUGCUGUUAUUUUGGGGGUCACAGGCUAAAAAGAUUAGGAACCACUGCUUUAGAAAGCUUAUUGAAUAAUAAGACAGAAUGCCACAGGUGCUUUUAUUAUGAAAGCUUUUUUAACUUUAUGAAGUCAAUAGCUUUCUCCUGGAUCUCUGCCAAGCUACAACUAAUUAUAUCAACAUUUUUAUUCAUAGAAAAUAAUUAUGAAUGUCAUCUGUUUAGAUGAAAUCCUUUACUGGAUUUGGAUUGUCAGAAAGAUUUUUAUGCUGUUUUUAUCAAUCAAGACAGAAGUUGAGAUUCUGAUGGUGACUUUAAAACCAUUGUUUUGUUCUGACAAAUGUAUAGAGCAGUGUUACUCAACACGUGGCUCUUUUGUGAUGAUUUGUGGCUCUUUUAUGUCUUAAUUUGAAAUAUUAUUCCCUUAGAAAACCUUAAAAAAUGGAAACCUCUAACCCCAGAAAAGAUCCAUUGACAGUCACUUUAAUCCGUUUAGUUCCCACACUUAUACAGUAGGUUUUAAUUGCCAAACUUAAUUGUCAAGCAUUAUUUUUUGUCUGUAUAUUUUGAUUGCCCUUAUUAGCAAUUUUUCCUUUUUUU
Molecule: messenger RNA, 8302 nt
Organism: Cheilinus undulatus (humphead wrasse)
Lineage: Eukaryota; Metazoa; Chordata; Actinopteri; Labriformes; Labridae
Gene: man2a2
Product: mannosidase, alpha, class 2A, member 2
Exons: 23
Coding region: 909-4367 (1152 amino acids)
Biological process (GO): mannose metabolic process; N-glycan processing; protein deglycosylation
Cellular component (GO): Golgi membrane
Molecular function (GO): alpha-mannosidase activity; carbohydrate binding
Source: RefSeq, a predicted model, not a curated record